This is a messenger RNA of Rotaria socialis, 1275 nucleotides long. NCBI's taxonomy places the organism in Eukaryota, Metazoa, Rotifera, Eurotatoria, Philodinida, Philodinidae. The record is from the annotation of a GenBank genome assembly.
AUGAAGAAUCAAAAUUCGAUUUCAAAACCGGCUGUUAUCAUUAAACCUCCGCCGUCCGGAUCAGCUGUGCCAUUCUCGAAAAAAGAAAAAUUGCCAAUUGAUAAUAAAAUGGAAUCGAAUAAUCAUCAUCAUCAACAACAACAACAACUCUUCGAUGAAAAACUACAACAAAACAAUGAUUUUCCAUACAACAACAAUGAGACUCCUCCGACACUUUUAACUGAUAAGGAAGCGAAAGAACAAGAGAUAAUUAUCUAUGAAUUUCAUUUUCCUGUUGACUUAUGCGGCCGUCUUAUUGGUCGACAAGGUGUUCAUGUGGAUUAUAUACGACAAAUGACACAGGUGGAUUUAGUUGUGCGAGAUGAUGCUGUUUCAUUUGAAAAACAAGUUGUUGCUUUACAUGGUCGUCGUGUUGACGUUGAACAAGCAAUUGAACUCAUAGCUAAACGUUUUCCACCCGACCGCUAUCCUCAAGUUGCAUUUAAACCUAUCAAUAAGAAAAUUGUUGUACGACAACGUCCACCUGAACGCGUAGCUGUUCCUCAAUCUGUAGCACAACUUUAUUUACCCGACGGUAUACCAACUGAAGUACUUGUUACCAGUGUUGUUUCAUGUAAUCAUAUAUUUGUUCAACAAAUUUUACAUCCAUCUUAUGUUGAACUUGCACGCCUUGAUAAUUCAAUGUCAGUCUUCUAUCAUCAUACCGAAAUGACACCACUUUUGCCAAGACCUAUUCAAACCGGUGUCAUAUGUGCUGCGCCAACACAAGCUGGUUGGUUUCGAGCAUUAAUCACAGUAUAUAACAGUAACGACGAUAUGGCUAUGAUCAAAUUUCUUGAUUAUGGAGGUUAUCUUUAUGUACAUGCAAAUUCACUGCGUCUUCUCCGACAAGAUUUCAUGGUUAUCCCAUUUCAAGGUGUUGAAGUCUAUCUUGAUAAUGUUGUUCCAGCUGAGAAUCAAGAAGAUUUUACCCCCGAGUCCACUGAAUUAGUUAAACCAACAAUUCUUGGUUCUACUUUUAAAGCAAUGAUUACGGGAUAUCAUUAUGAUAAUACUCCAUUUAUUCAACUAUCCAGACGAUAUGAUUUCCAGCGUAUCGUAAAUAUUGAUAUUCAGAAAAUGAUCAAUAAUCAAUACCAACCAUCUGCUAGUAAUGAUUCAACAUCGACAAACAAUAUUGCUAAUACAUCAAAUACUCAACCGAUGAUAACUCAAUUACAGCAAUCCGUAUCGGAUGUAUCAACAUUAUCAUCGACAACGAAUUCCGAUAGUUGA